UCCUGACCUCCGAGUCUAAGGGAUCAUAAAGUCGGCUUUAAUCGGCGGAAAGCACCGAAAAGAGGACAUGGGCCACAGCCUGAGAGUAUACCGGAGCUUUACAAACACCGUCAGCAAAAAAUUCACCGGUUUUUCCUCCUGCUGAGGUCGGAUUUAGCUCGGUAAGAAGACCGAGAAACGUACAACUUCUACCCGGGCGACAGCGCUGUUUGAGCGGGGAGCUGCUAGCGGAGGAUCGGCCCUUAAAGAACCAUCAAAAAAGGGCAGUUUUUAUAUUUUAAAGAUAAGAAUAGAUAUUUAUUUUUACCAUAAUGUUUAAGCUUUAUCUACAUAGAGCUGUCACACCGGGUUUUCCCCCCCGAUGUGCUCGGAUCUAGCUCGAUAAGAAGACCGAGAAACGUACAACUUCUACCCGGGCGGCAGCGCUCUCUGAGCGGGGGAGCUGCUAGCGGACAUCGGCCCUUAAAGAACCAUAAAAAAGGGCAGUUUUUAAACUUUUUUUUUUAUUCUAAAGAUAGGAUUACUUAUUUAUUUUUACCAUAAUGUUUAAGCUUUGUCUACAUAAAGCUGUAACACCGGUUUUGUUGAAGUUGACACCGGGGGUGACAGCACCGAGGCUGCCGGGUAUGGGGCUCCACACGCCGGGGAUGGGGCUCCUCACGCCGGGGAUGGGGCUCCUCACGCCGGGGAUGGGGCUCCUCACGCCGGCCCGCCUGAUGGGAACACACGGGAGAAACGAUCCGAGGGAGCCGCUGAACUCUCCGUCCAUCGCCAAAGACUUCAUCUACCGGCUGCACCCCAAAGAGAGGGCGUGUUUACUGAAGGAGCUGCAGAGUUUCGAGUCCAUUGCCAUCGCUCAAG
Scomber scombrus (Atlantic mackerel) is the source of this 861-nucleotide messenger RNA. RefSeq names its product transmembrane protein 65-like. Lineage: Eukaryota; Metazoa; Chordata; Actinopteri; Scombriformes; Scombridae. The record is from RefSeq and is a predicted model, not a curated record. The transcript has a single exon. The annotation marks the transcript as partial.